AUGAAGCUCGUCAGGUUCUUGAUGAAGCUUAACAACGAGACGGUCACGAUCGAGCUCAAGAACGGCACGGUCAUCCACGGAACCAUCACUUCCGUCGACCCCCAGAUGAACACUCACCUCAAGUCUGUCAAGCUCUCCCUCCGCAGCCAGCCCGCCGGCACGCCCCCACAGCACCUGGACUCGAUCGCCGUGCGCGGCAACAACGUGCGGUACUACAUCCUGCCCGACUCGCUCCCGCUCGACACGCUGCUGGUCGACGACGCCCCGCGCGCCAAGAAGCGCAAGGAGGGUGCCGCCGCCGCCGGCCGCGGAGCGCGUGGUGGACCCCGCGGCGGUCGUGGUGGUGGCCGCGGUGCGCCGCGUGGCGGCCGUGGCCGUGGCCGUGGCUUCUAA
Molecule: messenger RNA, 393 nt
Organism: Apiotrichum porosum
Lineage: Eukaryota; Fungi; Basidiomycota; Tremellomycetes; Trichosporonales; Trichosporonaceae
Gene: SMD1A
Product: Small nuclear ribonucleoprotein SmD1a
Exons: 3
Coding region: 1-393 (130 amino acids)
Biological process (GO): RNA processing; spliceosomal snRNP assembly
Cellular component (GO): U12-type spliceosomal complex; catalytic step 2 spliceosome; SMN-Sm protein complex
Molecular function (GO): RNA binding
Source: RefSeq, a predicted model, not a curated record